Molecule: messenger RNA, 3190 nt
Organism: Annulohypoxylon maeteangense
Lineage: Eukaryota; Fungi; Ascomycota; Sordariomycetes; Xylariales; Hypoxylaceae
Product: high-temperature-induced dauer-formation protein-domain-containing protein
Exons: 5
Coding region: 249-2879 (876 amino acids)
Cellular component (GO): Golgi medial cisterna; Golgi trans cisterna; membrane
Source: RefSeq, a predicted model, not a curated record
GUAGCGUGUUUGAAGUUAACAGAAUGCAACGCCGCAAACCGCAACCUCGCAACCUCGUUGAUCCAUGACAAGAUUCUAGAAUUCAAGAACUUUGAGACUACUUACUAAACUGUAACACCACUAUAAUAAUCCAUCGGCUGUUGAAGUCUUUGACUAUAUCCUCUUACUAAUUCUCGGCGCAUCGUCGUUAAUCAUCCCCUCGGUUCAAUUACGUCGCUCAAUGUGAGACGAGGCAUGACUUCGUCGCGAUGGGUGCCAGCGACUCCAAGCUAGUCUUCAAGAAGGGGAUCUUUAGGUUAUCAGAGGAGCGACACAUACCUGCCGAUGAUCCCUAUUGGACCUCCUUUUGGGAGCUUCCCGAAUCCUCUGAAGAUAUAUUCAGCCUCUUUUCCCCUGCCGAUAUUCGUCGAACCCGCGAUCGAGCUAUCGAAAACCUAGAAACCCUUAUACUCGCAGUAACAUCUCGACUAUUCAUAUUGCGACAUCACCCCUCUUUCCCUGAUCCCGAAUUCGCACCAGAGCGUGAUGCCCUAAACUGCAUUCGCAUCUUAACCCGUGUCCUGCCGUACCUUUACGAGGUAGAUCACUUACAACGCUGGGAAGAUAAAUUCUUCUGGGGUUCUAGGAGGAAACGAACAAGACGGGCUGUUAUUGCGAACGAAGUUCUUUUCGAUGAAGCCCAGGAAGAUGCAAAGCCACCUGCUGACGAGUUCGAGGAGGCCAAGCCGUUGGCGGAAGAGCUUAUGGACACUCUCAUCGACUUGUUGUUCUUCUCAGACUUAACAGUUCCUAAACAACCCCAUGGCAAGCCAAAGGUCACAUACGCCAUUUGGCAAAGCGGAGUGGGUUGUAACACUGCUGUGCCUACGACUAAGGAAUACGAGAGUAAUCGAUGCGAGAUACUACGUCUGCUCUUGACCUUGACAAGCCAGAGCAUGUACAUGUCCCCUAACAUACUACCAACCAAGGGCACCAAGGCUUUGACAUAUCUCUGCACAUGUCCGGAUAAGCAGGUCGUCUUGUCUGUGUUGUGUUCUCUUCUGAAUACAACUUUAAAAUACAAUCCAGCGAGCUGGCGUGUGCCUUACAACACUUUGAUGUUCAAGGAUCCAAAGGAGAUCCUUGUCACUUACACCCUUCAGUUCUUGCUCGUCGUUCUCCUUUACCCGAUACCUGAGCCUGCCACCGGUUCUGCUCCGAAGAACUACUACCGCCAUUUCCUCGGAAGACUACAUCGUCCUCAAGAUUUCCAGUUCAUUGUCGACGGCAUGACCCGAAUACUGAACCAACCCAUCCAAGCUAAUAUCUCGUAUAUCCCUGGAACACAAUCUACGACUAGAUUCUCUCCCGAGAUCAUCAUGCUCUUUUGGGAGAUUACUCAAUGUAACAAACGAUUCAGGUCUUUCAUGAUCGACACCCAACGAGCCCAUGAUUUUGUUAUACUCAUUUUGUUCUAUGCCACUGAGUACAAGGCAGAUGCUUCGAAGCAAGGCGUCGUGCGGAUGUGUGCGUUCUUGUUACAGACGUUGAGUGUCGAGAAGAACUUUGGUGUUAAUCUCAACAAACAAUUCGAAGGACAAGAUACCCUACCAGCUGUCAUAAGAGUUCCCGGCUUCAAGGGCACAUAUGCCGACUUUCUAAUACAGUCAAUCUACAACCUCAUCACGAGAAGCCAGGGCAAACUUUCAGCUAUAUACCCAGCACUACUUGCUGUAAUCAACAACAUCGCUGCCUACGUGGAAGGCAUCAAUGGUACAACGUGUUCGAAGCUGCUACAACUAUACAACUCGAUGUCGUCCCCUUCGUUUCUUCUUGCCAACGACAGCAACCACGAUCUCCUAAGAUCGCUCUUAGAAUCGAUGAAUGCCAUUAUUGAGCACCAAUAUAAGAAGAACGCCCACUUUGUCUACUUGAUCUUGAAGAACAAGAAAUACUUUGAGGCCCUGCGAUCCUUCACGCUUGAAAGUGGACAGGCAGAACUUGAACGACGGAACCGUCAAAGGAAGGAAAACGGGCAACCGUUAGAUCCAUUCGAUAAUGGCUCCCGGCGAAGUUCGGCCGAAAGUCUGCGUAGCCCUACAGUGACACAGCCAAGAACACCUACACUUAGCAAUGUGCCGGAAGAGGAUACGACAUUUGCCAUUGGCGAUGAAGAGGAUGACAGCGAUGAUGAUGAUGACGACCGACCAACUCCAGCGCAGUCAAGCCCAAGCGAGAACCCCUCCCGGGCUUCUUCUGUUGCCGACGUGGAAGAUGCGGUACCGACACAAUUAAGAGGAAUGUCGGAGAAGGCUCGGGGAAAGAUGCCAGCAGGUGUAGGAACAUUCUCCAGGCAAAAUAGCACCACUAGUCUUGGUAGCUAUUCAGCAGCUGGGCAGUCUAUGGUGGCUAUGUUUGAGCCUUCAGCAGACUGGAUCGAAAGCUGGCUUCCGGAACUUCCCCUCCACACAAUACUCACUGUCAUCCAGCAAUUGACAGCAUUAAUCAAUCGCCAAGGUCUGACGGCGGACGUUCCAUCGUCUGCGACACUGAAGGCCAUCCAGGAAGCCGACUUGGUUGCGGUUGAGCCUUCUCCGGUCAGAGUACAUUCUUUCGAAUGGUCACCGCUUGCGUUGGGUUGGUACGAGUCGUUGGUUUGGAGUUUUGUAUUUGCCAGCGAAAUGCAGGUCGCAAGGGGCACUGUCGGCGUUUGGAAUGGAACGUCAAUCAAGCUAUUUAAGGUGCAGGAAACGGCAGCUCAGGGUCCAACCCUGACAUCGCCCCGGGGAGCGGUGGACGCCGUGGGUAGUAAUAUCGUGUCGAGGAUCGGGUCUAUUAAUCUACGAGGCGGACCCGCAUCUCCGGCUUCUCCUGGAUUACCGCCACAACGUGGCACAUAGUAUGCGUCGUUAGGGCGCUAAAGAGUGAAUUAAUCAAGCAAUGUACGCAGUACAGAGCACAUAUCCAUCAUACUGUACGGUGAUAUGGACCCAAGCGGGUGUUGGUUUAGUCUUGAGUUCGUGUCACUUGUCUGGAAAGGAACUCAAAUGCAUAGCCUGUUUAGUCCUAAGUCGCCGAAAUUGACAGCUCAUUUGUCACGGAUUGUCUUUAUGGUUGUUGAACUGGAAUAGUCUCAUACUAUAAGCUGUAUGUACCCGAGGUCCGGAAGUUGAUCGAGCGUAGGUAUUCAAGGACAGGGGUAGCUACACAA